Molecule: messenger RNA, 384 nt
Organism: Emiliania huxleyi CCMP1516
Lineage: Eukaryota; Haptophyta; Isochrysidales; Noelaerhabdaceae
Exons: 1
Coding region: 1-384 (127 amino acids)
Source: RefSeq, a predicted model, not a curated record
AUGAACGGCAAGGUCGGUGUCGUCGUUUCCGCGCAUCCUCGUGGGCUGCGGAGGUGGCCUCCGCAAAGGCCUCCGGCAAGGUCGGCCCCGUCGUUCAAAUUGAGCGUGGCGGGCGAGGCUUCUGGACUCCUUCUUGAGCCGGCCAACUUGCAGCCAGCGGCCGAGGCGGUGGAGGUGGGCAGGCUCAUCCUCAAGGCGGCGGAGUGGUCACCGCAGUCGCACGCGCUCUUCCCAACAGCGGCUCGCAAGUGGGCGGUGGAGGUGAUGCGGCUGGGCUACCUUAUCGCGUGGGACGAGGAGCGCUUCGAUGGCCGCGAGGGAGCGGCUCCAGAGCUGGCGGACAUCUGGCGCAGCUUUGUGCUGCCAAGGGUGGUGGUGCGAUGA